Molecule: messenger RNA, 3329 nt
Organism: Nilaparvata lugens (brown planthopper)
Lineage: Eukaryota; Metazoa; Arthropoda; Insecta; Hemiptera; Delphacidae
Product: zinc finger protein OZF-like
Exons: 3
Coding region: 118-1749 (543 amino acids)
Biological process (GO): regulation of transcription by RNA polymerase II
Cellular component (GO): nucleus
Molecular function (GO): RNA polymerase II cis-regulatory region sequence-specific DNA binding; DNA-binding transcription factor activity, RNA polymerase II-specific
Source: RefSeq, a predicted model, not a curated record
CUUAUCGAUCACUGUAUAGCGCUCUUACAAAAAUCUCCUCUAUUAUUUUGUCAUUUCAGUUAUUCAGUAUGUAAAAAGUGAUUAAUCAUCUUGACUCAUUCAAUCUGAUCAGGCACAAUGGAUUUCGAAGGAGGAGAGUACAGCUACAGAUGCCACAGUGGAUCCAGACCAGUCCAGAUUCAGUCAAACAACAUGGAUGGUCAAGGACAAGACAACUCAGGGUCAAUGACACAUUCUCAACAUCAAGGACCAGACAUGGACAUCUGUGAUUGGCCGAUCUAUGGACCAGCUCGAGCUGAAGACACCAUUGAAGAAAAACACCAGAUUCAGCAUAACAUGGAUAAUCAGGGAGGAGAGUACAGCUACAGAUGCCAAAGUGGAUCCAGACCAGUCCAGAUUCAGUCAAACAACAUGGAUGGUCAAGGACAAGACAACUCAGGGUCAAUGCCACAUUCUCAACAUCAAGGACCAGACAUGGACAUCUGUGAUUGGCCAAUCUAUGGACCAGAUGAAGCUGAAGACAUCAAUGAAGAAAAGUACCAGAUUCAGCAUAACAUGGAUAAUCAGGCUGUAUAUUUAGACCACAAUAAUUCAAAACAUCGAUUUGAAAUUAUAGUGCUAAAGCCAGAGGUUCUGAUUGAAGAAGAAGAAUACCAACAACAUGAAGGAAUAAUGAAAGAAGAGGAGAUUCAGCAAGGAAAUGAUGCAGGCAUACAGAUUGAAAGCAUCUAUUCUUUCUCAACAGAUAGACUGAACCUUGACCCCUUCAUACCUGAACACUUAAAAGUUGAGAAUAUAGAAGAAUCUUAUGAAACACACUCAGAAACAUUAGUGCAUAUUGAAGAAAAUUCUUCUGACACAUUAUUUACACAUUCUGAAAGUACAAGCUUACCACAAGGUGUAUGUAUAUCAAACUUUGUUGAACAAGGAGGUUCAAGCUCCAUCAAUAGAUCAUUUGAUGAAACUCUUGGGAACACUUUGAUCAACGAUUCUGAUGAAGACCUCAAUGAGGUUGACUUAUUAAUUAAAAAUGCAAGGAAGAAUGUGUUUGAUGCAGCAAGUGAUAGUGAAUUAACUGAAUGUCAGUUGUGUGGUGAAGCAUUCAGCAACAUCAGAGAAUUAAAUCUUCAUUGUAGAAUACACACAGCUGGGAAACAACGUAAGUGCAAGUACUGUGACUACAAAACAAAAAAUAAAGAACAUCUCAUGCAACAUAUAAGAAUUCACACUGAAGAAAAACCCUACAGCUGUGAUUUUUGUGAUUACAAAGCAAUACAAAAAUCAAAUCUCACCCAACAUUUAAGGAUUCACACUGGAGAGAGACCCUACAGCUGUGAUUUCUGUGACUAUAAAGCAACACAAAAAUCAUCUCUCAACCAACAUUUGAGGAUUCACACUGGAGUGAGACCCUACAGCUGUGAUUUCUGUGACUACAAAGCAACAGUGAAAUCAAAUCUCACCCAACAUUUGAGGAUUCACACUGGAGAGAAACCCUUCAGCUGUGAUUUUUGUGACUACAAAGCAACAGUGAAACCAGCUCUCACACAGCAUUUAAGGAUUCACACUGGAGAGAGACCCUUCAGCUGUGAUUUCUGUGAUUACAAUGCAAUAAAGAAAUCAUCUCUCACCAAACAUAUAAGGACUCACACUGGAGAGAGACCCUUCAGAUGUGAUUUCUGUGACUACAAAGCAAUACACAAAUCAGCUCUCAAUAUACAUCUGAGGACGCACACUAAAGAAAGACCCUAGAGCUGUGAUUUCUAUUACUACAAAACAAAUCUAAAAAAAAAUUAAGGAAACACACUUGCAAAAAACUUUGAAAUUCAAUUUUUCCAUACAAAAUUUCUCACAGUCCAAAACAACAUUCAAAUACUAAAAAUAUUUAACUGAUUUCUGAGGCCCCACAACUCUUACAACAGCUCAACCCUCAAAACUCUGAACUAUUCAUUAACAUAGAAAAUAUAUAAAUAAUUAGAUCGAUUAUUAUUUAAAUAGAAACUAUGUCAAUCAGAAAUCAAUCUCAGACAUAAUACUUCAAGAAAGUUUCAAAAUGUUAUUGUCUUGCCCUUCUUAUCAUCUGCAUGAUUCAUCAAUUAUUUUCUAUCUGAAUAUUUUUUUAAAUUUAGCUGACUCAUUGUACAUACUACUAUAAAUAUUCCCAGAUUUAUUUUUUUAGUCAGUACAAUAUGUAUUCAUAUUUUUCGAAUAUCUGUGCAAUAGAGUAUAAUAGUUUUCAAAUAAAACUCUCAAUAUUCAUUUUUGUCUUUUCUAUCUAUUCUAUUAUAAAAUUAUCCAUUAAUGUCUAUGAAUGCAACAUCAGUUAUGUCUUUUCAAAUAAAUUAUCCUUGCUUCUAUUACAUUUUAUUUUAAAACACUUUUUAACCAGACUAUGUUCUAGUGUUUUCAAUGUUACAAAAUUGAUUAUGCUCUUUGCACCUGGAUUCACAAGAUUUUUGUUCUUAAAUAACGUUUUAAUUGCAUUAAUUUAAGAAUUGAAAUGAGAGACCAAAAUAUGUUCUUUCUAAAUUCACCAAUUUCACUUUCACCACCCACUUAUCUUUUGAAACAAAAGAGUUUUAGUAUUUCAAAAAUUUUAUGUUUGUUUGUAUAGUAUUGCUAAAGUGUUUAGUAUUAAUAAUUUUUGUAUAGUAGGGCUCAUCGAAUUUCCAUCAAGCUGUUUACUCUGUUGUCAAUAUUUGCAGUAGCAGAAGUCUUUUGGGGUGAUUUACAGCAUCUAAUUUGGAUGUCUGUCUAAUAAUAAUAAUUGUUACAAGACUUGUCAUGCUCUUUGCACCUGGAUUCACAAGUUUUUUUGUUGAAAAAGAUAGACUCUAGAAUCAUUGAUAAUAAACUGAGUCUGAACUGGACAGAAUAGGUUCAGGAACAGCAAACUUAUAAUAAUAAAUCAAAGACAUUCUCAUCAAACCAAAUAGGUAGGUUUAUUUCUAUAAUUUAAUUCAAGUUUACUUGGAAAUGGUUGAUUUCAAGGCUCAAAUGAGUCGUCCAUUUACAAAAGUGCCUACUUGCCAAAAACAAAAUUUUUCAAGAAACAAGAAAACCUUCAUUCCAUUGAAAUUAUGAGUUAAUCAAUUACUGUUAAGUUUAUAAAAAUCCGUUAAAAAAUUGGAAACACAAUUUACAAGGUCUUAGAUUACAAUAUUUUUUUAUAUAUAUAGUAGUUUUAAGCUGUUUUAAUAUGCAACUAGACAGUUUUGGAGAAAAUAUUUGUAAUUAGCAAGUUUUGGAAAUGGACCUUUGUCAAGUUAGCUAGUUUUGAUACUGUAAAUGAAUCAGGUCUGAUUUGGAAAUCUUAAACAACAAAGAGCCUG